Molecule: messenger RNA, 1737 nt
Organism: Gavia stellata (red-throated loon)
Lineage: Eukaryota; Metazoa; Chordata; Aves; Gaviiformes; Gaviidae
Product: SH2 domain-containing adapter protein B
Molecular function (GO): phosphotyrosine residue binding
Source: RefSeq, a predicted model, not a curated record
AUGCAGAUACGUCCCCCGCUCUCCCGGUGCGUGCUGAGACCAGGCCGGGCUGCGCUGCAGGCGUGGAGAAGUGGGGCUGCGCUUGCGAGAGGCCCGGAGCCGCGGGGGAGGGCGCGGAGCUACGGCGAGCGCCUGGCUCGGGCCGGGAACGGUUCCGUCACGCCGGGGUCGGGGGCCUAAGCGGGGCCCUUCCAGUCGUUGGCAGCGGAAGAGCGGCGUGUGCGCGGAGGGGAGCGGCUGGCCCGCCCCGCCGCUCUGCUUCUCCAUGCGGGCGGCGGCGGUGAGCGGGGCUGGCGUGCGGGGUGCCGGGGGCAGGGCGCGGGGCAGAAGCCGCGGCCGGGAGAGACGAUGGCCAAAUGGCUGAAUAAAUACUUCAGCCUGGGCAGUAAUAAGACCAAGAGUCCCCCGCAGCCUCCGCGGCCCGACUACCGAGAGAAACGCAACGGUGCCGGCAGCGGGCCCCGCCCCGACGGGCCGCCGCACCUCCACCUUCACCACCACACCUCGCCCGGCUUUCCACACCGCCGCCUGCGCGACGACACCAGUGACCUGCUCCGCGCCUAUCGCGCCCAGAAAGACCGCGACUUCGAGGACCCCUACAGCGGGCCCGGGUCAUCCCUGCGCAAGUUGCGCGCCAUGUGCCGCCCGGACUACUCCGCGCCCGAGGACCUGGUCGAGGCGGCCCCCAAGGCUUUCUCCUCCUCGUCGUGCUGCGCCGCGUCCCCCGUCACCUGCGCAGCCGGCUCCCCGCACCUCUUUCGCAGCCACAGCGAGCGCCGCCCGGCUACGCCGCCCGACGUGAAGUACGUCUCCCCCAAGCACCGGCUUAUCAAGGUCGAGAGCGGCAGUGGCAGCGAUGGCGCAGGCAAGAAGCUCAGCAAGGGCUCCAAGCAGCUGGCGACCUCAGUCCCCUCUGCCGUGAAAGAUAAAGUAUUGAUAGCUGAUGACUACUCAGAUCCAUUUGAUGCCAAAAGUGAGUUGAACAGAAUGGGAAAAGGGGAGAACGCUGGCUAUAUGGAACCAUAUGAAGCCCAGAGAAUAAUGACUGAGUUUCAGAAGCAGGAAGGCAUGAAGCCCCAUCAGAAAAACAUGCAGCUCUAUGACACACCCUAUGAACCAGAAGGCAGUGGUGUGGAAUCCGAUUCUGAAAGUGUGGUGAGUCACCGUUUACAAGAAAGCAAAUUGCCACAGGAUGAUGACAGGCCUGCAGAUGAGUAUGAUCAGCCAUGGGAGUGGAAUAAAGUCACCAUCCCAGCUCUGGCAGCCCAAUUUAAUGGAAGUGAGAAACGGCAAGCAUCUCCUCCCUCAAAUGACCAGCGCAGGCAGUUAAGAGCACCUGGAGGAGGCUUUAAACCCAUCAAACAUGGCAGUCCAGAAUUUUGUGGGAUCGUGGGAGAGAGAAUAGAUCCAACUAUUCAACUGGAAAAGCAGAUAUGGUAUCAUGGAGCAAUCAGUCGGGCAGAUGCAGAAAACCUGUUACGUUUAUGUAAAGAGUGUAGCUACCUUGUAAGAAACAGUCAAACAAGCAAGCAUGACUAUUCUCUUUCACUGAAGAGCAGUCAAGGUUUUAUGCACAUGAAACUCAUGAAAACCGAAGAGAAAUACAUCCUGGGACAGAAUAGCCCUCCCUUCAACAGCGUUCCUGAAGUCAUCCACUACUACACCACAAAAAAGCUGCCUAUCAAAGGAGCAGAACACUUGUCACUGCUCUACCCUGUGGCUGUGAGGACCCUCUAA